This is a messenger RNA of Postia placenta MAD-698-R-SB12, 989 nucleotides long. RefSeq lists its product as hypothetical. Gene Ontology annotation, molecular function: oxidoreductase activity. Lineage: Eukaryota; Fungi; Basidiomycota; Agaricomycetes; Polyporales; Adustoporiaceae. The record is from RefSeq and is a predicted model, not a curated record. Bases 12 to 779 code for a protein of 255 amino acids. The transcript has 9 exons.
CUGUCUUCGUGAUGUCCCAAGAGCCCCGUAUCGCUGUCAUCACCGGUGCUGCGCAGGGGAUUGGUCGAGCUAUCGCUCUUAGACUAGCCGACGACGGAAUCGAUGUCGCCGUCAACGACAUCCCGAGUAACGAAAAGAAGCUCUUAGAAGUCGUUGCCGAAAUACAGGCGAAAGGCAGGCGAUCGAUCCCUCUCAUUGGUGAUGUGGCCGUAGAAGGCGAGGUUCGGGGCUUCAUCGAGCAGACUGUAUCCGACCUGGGUGGAAUAGACAUUAUGGUAGCAAAUGCUGGAAUAGCAAGAAGUGUAGAGCUUAUCGAUAUGAGCGUGGAGGAUUGGGACUGCAUGAUAUCUGUGAACCUCCGCGGUGUGAUGUUAUGCUACAAGUAUGCCGCGCAGCAGAUGAUCAAGCAAGGGCGUGGUGGUAGGAUCCUUGGCGCCUCGUCGAUCUUAGGCAAGAAAGGGGCCAUGACAUUUUCCAGCUAUUGUGCAACCAAGUUCGCAGUUAGAGGUCUCACACAGUCUCUUGCGCUUGAGGUUUCCAAGCAUAAUAUUACUGUGAACGCUUAUUGUCCGGGCCUCAUCCACACAUCGAUGACAUCUGCAUCUACAAGUGGACAAUCUACGGACCAGCAUGGUAACGCGGUGUUACCGGUUCCGCCAAGUAUGCCAGGCGCCGGGCCAGAAGUCAUUGCGAGCAUCGUCUCGUAUCUCGUAAAGCCUGAGGCUUACUUUAUCACUGGUCAGUCAAUUGACGUAAACGGCGGGCGUUAUAUGUCAUAAGACGUCCCAAUUUACGUCCUAUGCUGUGACCGCUCCGAGGAUGAAUUGCAUGAUCGUCCGUGAAACAUGUUUCAGGAUGCCGUUUAGCAGGCUAUAUCUGCUAAGAAUGUCAAAAUCAAACACGAAGCCGCCGCAAUCGAUCUUGUUAGCCACACAGUCAUAUCUACGCUUCAGACGAUUAAUCUAUACCUGUGGUCAUGCUCAUAGUGA